This is a messenger RNA of Eutrema salsugineum, 915 nucleotides long. RefSeq lists its product as uncharacterized. The transcript has 2 exons. The record is from RefSeq and is a predicted model, not a curated record. The coding region runs from base 1 to 915 and encodes 304 amino acids. Lineage: Eukaryota; Viridiplantae; Streptophyta; Magnoliopsida; Brassicales; Brassicaceae.
AUGAGUGAUAAUCUCCGCCAAAGAAUGCAAAACAUUAAUCUAGGAAUCAGUGACGAACCGGUGGUUUUGCCUCCGGUGAUCCAAAAUCAUGCGGUGGCUUCAAAUCAAUUCUCCCUUGUGGUGGUCCCUCUCAACCCAAAGAAGCAGAAUUUGCGUGCGAUGAUCUCUCAAAUGCCACGGCUCUGGGGCAUGGAAACAGCGACAACAGGUCGAAUCAUUGGGCAUAACAAACUCCAAUUCCUGUUUCACUCUGAGGAAUCAAUGAACAUGGUUCUCAGGCGAUCUCCUUGGUCUUUCGCCGAUUGGAUGGUUACUGUGCAUCGUUGGUCCCCAAACAUUCCUGAAGAUGCUUCCAAGGUUAUUCCUUUUUGGAUGCAAAUCAGAGGAAUUCCCUUGCAGUUCCUAUCUAAUCCGACUAUCACCUUCAUCGGUGGUCUCUAUGGUGAGGUGGUAAGCGUUGAUUUCGACGAGAACUCCACUCGUGUUGACUUUGUUCGUGUGAAAUUUCUGUGGCACAUCGACAAUCCUCUACGAUUCCAGAGGAAAUUUCAGUUCGAGACUGGUGUCAACACCAUUCUCAAAUUCAAAAACGAACAUGGAGAAGACGACAACCAUGGGGACGAUGAUCCGGUUCAGGAUAAUGUGGAUACAUAUGUCUCGGUUACAAGACCAUCUGGUACAAAUGUUGGUAUCUCUGCUCAUUUACCUGUCAAUGCUGUUCCGUCUGUUGUUAUUGCAGAUCAAACCCCAAAUGUGAAUGAAGAAAGGCAUGAGAUCCGUGUUGAGGAAAUACGGCUCCGAGAAAUCAUAUACAAGAGAGGAAAGUUCCGUGAAGAUGAACUCCUGGCAAAUCAAGAAGAUGAUAAUCGUGAAAACUCAGGAUUCAACAAACGGAAGAGACUUGAGAUUGAGUAG